This is a messenger RNA of Mollisia scopiformis, 1226 nucleotides long. RefSeq lists its product as uncharacterized. Gene Ontology annotation, biological process: DNA-templated transcription. Gene Ontology annotation, cellular component: nucleus; RNA polymerase III complex. The coding region runs from base 28 to 1077 and encodes 349 amino acids. The record is from RefSeq and is a predicted model, not a curated record. Lineage: Eukaryota; Fungi; Ascomycota; Leotiomycetes; Helotiales; Mollisiaceae. The transcript has 2 exons.
CGACAAACAAACUCAAUUUGGGUUGAAAUGGCAGACGUCGACAUGGAAGAUCCGGACCCUAUUAAGGCAUCAUACGAUGUCUUCAUCAAACCUUACAUGUCCGGCACUCAACAGGUGUAUAUCCUCCAAUUUCCCAAUCGCGACUCGAGACAACAAUACUCGACGCAACACCAGUCGAAGCCUCUGAAGAUGCGUGUAAAGCCUGGUGCGGGUAUGGUUGAGCUUGAUGUGCCAAUGGACACCCACCACAAUUAUGACAAAGAGAAGGGCGUCAGAUGGGGCAGCGCGAUGAAGAAGACCAAAGCGAAUCACGGUCUACCUGGUGGCUUCGGAAUUGGAGGGUCGGUGAUUGCUGGGAGAAGACCUAACAAUGUCGAGGCCGAACAUAAGAGGCAACAAGAUCUCAUCGCCGACUUCGACCAUGCUGUUAGGGAGGAGCACGCCUUGGUGAAACAGACGUUGGGAGGACAAACAAUAUCAAGUGAAGAGAACACACCUCAGUAUAUGAUUGGGACUUUCGAGAAGGACCAAUUACAUCUUACACCAGUGGAUAACAUUGUCCAAAUGCGACCCCAGUUUCAUCACAUUGAUGCGCAGUCUGAACAAGAUCGCUAUGGCCGACCAGGACAACAAGGAAGACCCGCUGAAGCUCGAGCUGUUCAUAUGAUGGUAAAGUCAAAUAUCGAUGGCGAAGAAGAGACCACCGAUACCAUGGCUCAACGGAUCACGGCAGCGCAGUCAGAGCAAUGGAAGAGUCACAAGUUCAUCGACGAAGAUGAGGAAAUAGCCUGGGCUGCGUAUCAUAAAAGUCUCUUCGUGGGGGCUGAAUAUGGAGUUGAGGAUCGAAGCGAGGUAUUGGCACAGUUACCGAAGCUAUUGAGUGCUUUAGAUGACGAAGAGUACCUUGAUUUCAUCAGUGCUCCACGGGAUGCUGCAAAGUUAUCGAGAAGCAAGAAGAUCACGAGAAGCAAGAAGGGCAAGGAAAAGGAGACGGCUGCAGGGCCAGUGGAGAGUGAUGCGUCGAGCACGUUGUCAGAUUCCUCUGGAGAUGAGCGUGAAGUUGUUGCUCCGGCAUAAUGACUCUGUUGUCUUGCUUGCAUUUUCUGGAGCAGUCCAAAAAAAAGAUACCCCGCAUAGCCAAGAGCUUGCAAUGAAUUGAACGAAUGGCAAUAUCGUUGACUACAUACAACCCUUUUUCUUGAUACCUAGUUCGUGUAGCUUCUGAC